AUGGCAGAAAAGAGGUCUCCUGAAAAUCAACGAUGUGAUGAAAUCAUCCCCAAAAAGAGAUCGAGGACAAGCUCCGGUGACUUGCAGACACCUAAAGGUCAUGAUCCAUCAACAUCUACAGACAAAUCAUUGAAUUCAUUUGUUGAGAAUGAUAAUGAAUCUUCAAACGACCUCAGAGAUGAUUAUUAUGAUGACCAAGAUUACGAUUACGAUGACUACAAUGAAGAUGACGCUGAUGAAGAGGAAAAUGAUGAUAGUGAUGAUGGUGAUGAUGAUGACUAUCUUGGAAAUAACAGCGAAUUUGAAAAUGAUUUCAAUAAUGACGAACUUUACGACCAUGAUGAUGACGACAAUGAAGGCGAUGAUGAUGAUGAUGAUGAUGAUGAUGAUGAUGGUGAUAACGAAGAAGAUUAUAACGGUAGAUCUUUAAGAGAGCAUGUCAGAAAUAACAGCGAAUUUGAUAAUGAUGUCGACUAUCAUCUUUUAGAACACAACGACGAAGACUACGACUACGACAAUGAUGAUGAUGAUGAUGAUGAUGAUAAUAAUAAUAUGUAUAUGGAGGAAUAUUACGAUAGACGACCCGUAGACCCAUUAUCUGAUUUAACAACGGAUCAGUAUGCUGUUCUCUACACAUUAUUACUGUGUUGUGAUAUGUAUGGUUGGAUCUCAAUGGUCAGCGAUGCCUCUAUGGGUGACAUUGAUGUUACGAAGACAGUGAAGGAGCUGGAGAGUGAAGAACUUGUUAAAUGUGACAGUAAUAGUAACAGAGUGCGUAUCUCAGAAGACAAACGUAUUCAGUUAAUGAGAUCUUAUAGGGAGAAAUGUCUCCUCAGUGAUAUUGACAUAGACUUCUUUACAAAAGUUGCCUCGGGGUUUUCCCUAUACAUCUAUGCAGACGCCUAUAUCUUUAACGAAGAUGUUUCUAGAAAGCCACUGGACUCUUGUCCUAUAGCUUUAAUGAGACUUAUAGUUCAGGCCCAAACUGAGAUAGACUUUCAUAUCCUUCACACAGGUAUAUUUCCUCCUGUGUGUAGAGAGUCGGGUAUCUUGGAAAAGGUAAGGCAUUUCCUACUAUCAUGGUGCCGACUGAGAAAGAUAGUGGAUCCUAUAAGAUGGACUGAUAUGUGUCCUAAUGAGAGGAUAAAAAGUGUUUACUCUGCGAGCACAGUAUGUUCUUUACCUAAUCGAGAAACAAAGAGUGUGUUUUUGACUCCCUCAAAAACGGCUAUACUCUGUACCAUCUUGAUGACAGAAAACUAUGAAGUCAGCACAAAAACUAUAGAGGAGAAGAUUCAGGAAGUUGUGAAGGUCUUUCCCACUUUGUGUCAUGACGAUCUGGAUACAUUCCGGGACACACUUGAAGAAAUGGAGAAAUGUGAUAAAACUGUAAAAAUGGAGAAAGAAAACAUAGGGUUUGCAUCAGAGAAUGUUCGCCAUCAAGUGAUGAGUUACUUUGUAAUGGAUUGUCUGAGAACUGACAACGACUAUGAGAACUACAUCAAACUGUCUUCAGUGGAUUCCUUGUUAGAGUACGUACGUACCUGGAGAUUCUGUAAAGGUGAAAAUGAGCGUUGUAUAUACUUACCAGAGAAGCUAGAGGACGCAUUCAUUAAGGCGCUUGGAUUAAAUGCUAUACUUCAUGUUUUGGUGGUGAAAAAGAAUUAUUUUGAGGAGGAAGUCGCUGAGGAAAUAAGGAAAAAAGUCAUGUCAAAUGUUAAUGUGCCAGAAGAAAUUCUUGAUUGGGACUAUGAUGCGAGAUAUAGGUACGUAGAGUGUGCUAAAAAGGGAACUCAGAGUACACACAGAGCUCGUGCGAUGAUUGUAGGAUGCGCUGGUGCUGGUAAAACUACUCUCCUUAAACGCCUACAAAAGAAAAGCUUGGCAGAGUUAAGAAUUUUGAGGUCGACAGUCGGACUAGAGGUUCACGAGGACAUAUUUGAAGUUUCACAGGAUGAAGAUUCUUUAAGAGCUCUUGCAGCAGAAACAAAUAAGGAAGGGAAGCAGCUUUUGAGUGUCAUGGAUUUUGGAGGACAGUGUGCCUACUACGCCUGCCAUCAGGUCUAUCUCAGCAGAAGGGCUUUCUAUCUGCUGGUGAUAGAUAUGUCUAAACCAUUUAAAGAAAAGAUCGACAAGAAAUGUUGUGACCAAGAAGGAACAAUGUUCGGUGACUGGACAUAUGGGGAAUACCUUUUGUUCUGGAUGAAGUCUAUACAUCUGUACAGUGCUGCAGAUGCUCCCGUUAUACUAGUGGGAACUCACCUCGACAAAGCCAAAGGACAGACUUCGGACACAUUGUACAGAAGUAUUUUGGAUCAUCUGAGGUACGAUGAAAAUCUCAAAAGACACUUGAACAGAAAGAGAUGCUUCGUUUUAGGCUUUCAGGAAAAAGGUGAACAAUGUCUUGACAAACUCUCAGAUUUAGAAAAAUGUAUUGUUUCAAUUGCUAAAGAAGAACGGUGGAAGGAAACUAUUCCAAGAGACUGGGCAAUGUGUGAAGUUGUUCUAGUGGAACUCAAAUCCACAGAAAAAAUGCUUUCAUGUAAGGAAGUGUCUAGAAAAUUCUUGAACUACAUCGAAGAGAAAGAAACAAAUGUUCAAGAUGUUUUGAAACUUUUCCAUGAAAUUGGACUUAUUCUGCAUUUCAACGAGGAAUGCCUUUCUGAAACUGUUGUUAUUGACAUCCAAUGGUUUGUUGAUGCCUUCAAAAAUAUCAUUACAGAUCCAAACCAUGUUUUAGAUUUAGUAAAAAGUGACGCCGAAUGGAUGGACUUCGACCAAAAUGGAUAUCUUUCCCACCAACUUCUCAAAAAAAAUAUGGGCAUCCGGAGAAUUGCAAAUAGAGCCUAGCAAGCAAAGGAAUAUACUCCAGUACAUGGAACAUCUUGGAUUGAUAUUUGUGGGGCUGAAGUCGGACAUUCAUUACAUACCUUGUAUGAAUAAACGUACAUUUGAUGCUGCACACGAGGAGAAAUUGAGAAAAUGUCAAAAUAAAACAUCAGUGUUGGUCUUCAGAUUCAUUUUUUUGCCAUGGUUUGUUUACUUUCGUCUUAUUGUUACUUGCAUGACACAUGGAUGGAGAGUUUUGAAGGACGAUGGACUAUGUCUGUAUAAAAACAUUGCUUGUUUUGAUUAUAAGCAGCACAAUAUUGUUCUUGCAGUAAAUCACUCAUCAAUACAACUUCAGGUGUUUCAACAUGGUAACACUAUUGUCAAAAAAGAAGUCACUCUGGAAGUACGUGACACCAUAGAGCGAUUAUUAAAUCAAAUCUCCGGAAGCUUUCACAAGAAAAUCAUGUACAGUGUAGGGUACCAAUGUACACUAAAUGAGGUAUAUUGUGAAUAUGAUAAAUGUUUUGUUGAAGAGAAAGAAAUUCACGGGAAGGGUCAAAUAAUUUGUCCUCGACAUGAAAUGAUACAUCAUCACACUCUGUUUGAGCCAGAUUUAC
Molecule: messenger RNA, 3449 nt
Organism: Saccostrea echinata
Lineage: Eukaryota; Metazoa; Mollusca; Bivalvia; Ostreida; Ostreidae
Exons: 11
Coding region: 1-2850 (949 amino acids)
Source: RefSeq, a predicted model, not a curated record